Molecule: messenger RNA, 2835 nt
Organism: Schistosoma rodhaini
Lineage: Eukaryota; Metazoa; Platyhelminthes; Trematoda; Strigeidida; Schistosomatidae
Source: the annotation of a GenBank genome assembly
UCCGGACCCUUGUAGAAGUUGAUGAAAUGAACGUUGUUGUAUUUGUCAAGGUGUUUUGGAUAGCAUCUUAAAGCUAAAUAAUCGAUAAAUUUGUUUGAGAACUUAAAACAUGCGUGGUUCGACCAAUAUAAUAUAAGACUAUCGUGAUGUGAAUUGUUCAUCAUAUAAUUCUGAAGUAAUCGUAAAGAGCAAGUUUUUCGCAUUUCUGUCCAAAAAGUCUAAAAGUUCUUGGGUUAUUGAAAGCUUUGUUAGAAUGCUUCUAUUUCAGUUAGUAACCUCGUAGAGUUGAUUUUCCCAGUUCGAUCGAAUUAUGUGAAUUGCCUUGGCUAGUAUGGUUCUUUGGAUAAAAAAGUUGCUACUCAUCUUGUCGGUGACUUUCCACGACACCCCAUUAAUAUAUGGAGCUCAUUCUUGGACUCCUACUCACCCAUUAUCUAUCUCUAACUCAUCCUUAAUCGAUCAUCAUGAUACAGAUGCAUCUCGGUUAAGUUACAUCAAAGUGGGGUUGGCAGCAGCUUUUUUUUUCACUGUGCUUAUUUCGUGCGGUUUGCCAGUUUUAUUAAUAAACUACCUGAAAGAACAAAAUAGUUUACCAUUAGUCAAUGACAAUCGGAGAUUCCAUUUGGGCAAAGUACGGCAUAAUGGGUCAGAUCAAAUCAAAAUAGAAAAUAGGGAUGAUGACAUUAAAUUUCAAUACUGUGAUCUAGAUUUAUCUCCACAUUCAGGAAGAAGUCCUGUAAAUGUUUCUGGUGGCAAAGUGUAUGCAGAUAACAAUGCUUCAUGGAAGCGAGUUCCAUUUCAACAACAAACUUCGGUAGAAUCUGAAAGUUUAUCCACUUCUUGUCAAAGCCCUAAUCCUGCAUUAAUUAACGGAGACCAGUUUGAAAACAGAGAUUUACUUACUGGUCAGGUGGUCCAUAAUGAGCGAAACUGGGCCAGUUCAUUUAGGAUUCAAGAUCGAAUACGUGGUCGUAAUUUAAGUGAUCACUCUAUCAUACAGAAUCGAAGAGAUCAUCAGAAACAAGAAAAACAAAUGUCAUCUCGGAAAGUUUGUCUUUCGUCAAGAACAACGCGUAAAGAAACAUUACAAGUUUGGUUUAGUCGGUGUAAUUGUUUUGCCGCUGGAGUAUUCUUAUCUUCAGGUUUUAUGGAACUUUAUCCUGAUACUGAGGAAGCAAUAGCAGAGGCAAAACUUCAGUUACAUAUUAAAUCUGAAUUUCCAUUCGCUCCAUUUUUAACUCUUGUUGGAUUCUUUCUGGUUUUAAGCAUUGAACAAAUUAUAUGGACAGCGAAAUCAAAUCAAUGGACAUGUUGUUCGCGAAGAAAUUCUAACACUAGUCAAGCAUUACAUCGUGAUUCACUUCAUUCGAACGAAAAUGAUUAUAAUUUUGAAAGUAAUGGAAAUUUUUACCUUGAUAACAAUAAUAGCAAUAACAAUAUAAAACAUAAUGAGAUUACUGCAAAUCACAAAUUAGCCUUGGAGGACUCACAACAGAAUAACAUUGGAUAUUUAUCAUCUAAACUUAUGAAAAGUAAUGCCAAGAGACCAUCGAAAUUAUCCAAUGCAACAAAUACUUCAGAAUUGACUCCUGUUGAUUGUUCACCUACAUCAUCUACUCAUUCUGGGAAUGAUUUUCUUCUAGAAUCCAAUAUUACAAGAAACCACGUCGAACAUACUGACCACUGUCAUGAUGAUAAUAAUAAUAAUGAUCAUAAUGCUCAUCAUCAUUCUCAUACUCAUGAUAUCAAAUUUGAUGCUAGUUCUUUUGGAUCAGUGUUACGUAUUAUUCUACUUUUAUGCGCUAUGUCUGUACAUUCAAUAUUUGAAGGUUUAGCAGUUGGCCUUCAACCUACAACACAACGUACUCUUGCUUUAUUCACUGCUAUUUUAUUACAUAAAAUUAUCAUAGCUAUUGGUAUCGGUGUAAAUUUAGCUACAAAUUUAAAUCAACCAUCAACAUCUUCAAGUUCUUCAUUUCAAUCUCAAUCCUCCUGUUGUCAUCUUUUUAUGUAUCAAUCUAUUGGAACAUUAGUUUUAGCUUGUUCAUCACCAAUCGGUGUUCUUGUUGGUUGUGGUUUAAUGCAACAAAAACAAUCAGCAGUAUUAACAAUGUCAACUGCUGUACUUCAAGGAUUAGCUUGUGGAACAUUUUUCUUCGUCGUAUUCUGUGAAUUAUUACCAGUUGAAUUUAAAGAUGGUGUCAAAGAUAGGAUGGGAAAAUUUUUUUUCUUAUUACUUGGAUUUGCAGUAGUUGCAUUAUAUGCUUUUUUAAUGCCUGAAUAAACAUUGUUUAUUCAUUGUUUAAAUUCUUUUAAAAAAAAAUUAUUUUGCGCUCAAUUUUAUUAAAACUUUUAUAAUCAAUUAAAUCUAUUGUCUUUCUCAACUGUGUGUGUUUCUUCUGUUAUUUUCCAUCUUUUCUAUAUUAUUUCUCCUUGGUUUAGUUGUUCUUCUCUCAGUUAAAUAAGCUGUGACUGUCUUUGCUACGAACCUUUUCUUUUUUUAAUUAUCCGGAUUUCUAUUUAUAUAUAAAUUCAUUAUCUCCAUAUAUUACUUCCAAUUUAUUUAUCUAUUUGUCUAAUUAGGUACAUUAUUUUUUCUUUCACAUAAAAUUUUAAUUGAUCAAUUUCUGAUCAUAUUUAUUUUCGAUAGUUUUGCUUUAUAUUAUACAUGAUCUCUGGUAACUUUUUCUGAAUUACAAUUUUUUGUGUACAAUUCGAAGUACUGCUUUUGGUGUUCGUUUUUAUUGGGAUAUGUUUCUCCUAUUGGAGUUUGAUUACCUAUACUUGUAUGUUUGUGAAUAUUUGAAAUAAAUAGAACAUCUGAUUUCAAAGAAA